UCUCAGGCGGGUGAGCAAAUUCCAAUCAAAGCAAAUCGAAUAUCUCGCAUACGCCAUGGAGCCAGUCAUGAGCUUGGCACUGGCCGCCCAUGGGCCGCCCAGUAUACUGGAGCCGUUGUUUAAAACCGUAACUACGAGCACAAGCACAACAACAAGCACGACGGCUGCCACGACGAGCAGCAGCAGCAGCCCCACCAUCAGCCCCACCAUAACCACCAGCAGCACCCUGCUGACGGCUCUGCUUGAGAACCUGACCUCAACGGCGGCGAGUGGCCUCUACGAUCCAUAUGGGAACCACACGAACUCCAGCCUGGGCUUUGAGACGAAGGGGCCGAGGUACUCAGUGGCCUCGAUGCUUGUUAUGGGCUUCGUAGCGGCGAUUCUGAGCGCGGUGACAGUUGCGGGCAACCUCAUGGUGAUGAUCUCGUUCAAGAUCGACAAGCAGCUGCAGACGAUCAGCAACUACUUCCUCUUCUCGCUGGCCAUCGCGGACUUCGCGAUCGGCGCCAUCUCUAUGCCGCUCUUUGCGGUCACCACGAUACUGGGCUACUGGCCGCUGGGGCCGCACGUGUGCGAUACCUGGCUGGCCCUCGACUACCUCGCCUCGAACGCCUCCGUGCUGAACCUGCUCAUCAUCAGCUUCGACCGGUACUUCAGUGUCACUCGGCCGUUGACAUAUCGCGCUAAGCGCACGACCAACAAGGCGGCCGUCAUGAUCGGCGCUGCCUGGGGCAUCAGCUUGCUGCUGUGGCCGCCCUGGAUCUACAGCUGGCCCUACAUCGAGGGCAAGCGCACGGUGCCCAAGGACGAGUGCUACAUCCAGUUCAUUGAGACGAACCAGUACAUCACCUUCGGCACUGCGCUGGCUGCGUUCUACUUUCCCGUUACGAUCAUGUGUUUCCUCUACUUCCGCAUCUGGCGGGAGACGAAGAAGCGCCAGAAGGAUCUGCCCAAUUUGCAGGCCGGCAAAAAGGACUCUAGUAAGCGAUCCAAUAGCAGCGACGAAAAUACCGUGGUGAAUCACACAUCGGGGGGCCUCCUGGGGUUCGGCCAGCUGGGCGGCAAUGAUCAUGAUACGUGGCGACGGCCGCGCUCCGAGAGCUCGGCGGAUGCAGAAAGCGUCUACAUGACAAACAUGGUCAUCGACUCGGGAUAUCACGGCAUGCACUCGCGCAAGUCGAGCAUCAAGAGCACCAAUACAAUCAAAAAGCCAUAUUCUUGCUUUGGCAGCAUCAAGGAGUGGUGCAUCGCGUGGUGGCACUCGGGCCGCGAAGACUCCGACGAUUUUGCCUACGAGCAGGAGGAGCCAUCUGAUUUAGGGUAUGCAACACCAGUAACAAUUGAAACUCCUUUACAAAGCUCCGUCUCCAGAUGCACCUCGAUGAACGUCAUGCGGGACAACUACUCGAUGGGCGGCAGCGUGAGCGGGGUGCGGCCGCCGAGCAUAAUGCUGGCGGAUGUGUCGCCGACGCCGCUGCGCCCGCCACUCAAUUCCAUUUCGCAGAUGCAGAUGCAGGAAAUGAACGCGACCGGCAAUGGCAACAACGGCAAUGUCAACAUCAACAUCAGCAUCAAUGCCGGCAAUGGAGCUGGGGGCGGCGGCGGGUGUGGCGGUGCUGCGCUCAGCAACAACAAUAAUAUGAACGGUGGCAGCGCCAAUAGCAACCCGAGCGCCAAUGCGCUGCGUGACUCACGAGCGCUGCCCGUGAGCAAUCGCAUCGGGUCGCGCUCGGUUAGCCAGGACUCGGUCUACACAAUACUCAUCCGGCUGCCGCCAGAUGGCGCCAGCUCGGCGACCGGCAGCAGCGGAGCGGGCGGCGUCAACAACGCCCUGGGCAGCCAGGGCGUCCAUGGCGAUUGCGGGCCCUCCAUCAAGAUGAUACACGAGGAUGUCUCGACGGUGGGGGCGGGCAGCAUAGGCGUGGUCACGACAGCCCCACCGCCCACGCGCCGCCCCUUGCCGUCGCGUGACUCGGAGUUCAGCCUACCGUUGGGCAGGCGGAUGUCGCACGCCCCCCAGGACAUGCGGCUGCUGAACGCGAAGGUCAUACCAAAGCAGCUGGGCAAGACGGCGGGGCAGAAUGCGCUGCUGAACGCGCGCAACGCGGCCAAGAAGAAGAAAAAGUCGCAGGAGAAGCGGCAGGAGUCGAAGGCGGCCAAAACACUGUCGGCCAUCCUGCUCAGCUUCAUCAUAACGUGGACGCCGUACAACAUUCUAGUCCUGAUCAAGCCGCUGACCACCUGCUCGGACUGCAUUCCCACCGAGCUGUGGGACUUCUUCUACGCCCUGUGCUACAUCAACUCAACCAUCAAUCCCAUGUGCUACGCGCUCUGCAACGCCUCCUUCCGGCGCACCUACAUUCGCAUCCUCACCUGCAAAUGGCAGUCGCGUAAUCGCGAGGGCAUGGUCAGAGGCGUGUACAACUAGGGCGGCGCAACGCCUAAAGUUGGUCACUUAUAAGAAUUCUGUUCAUACAAGUUACAAUAAAUGUGUUAGGCCAAAAAUUAUAUUAAAAAAAAAAAGAAGCCAAAACAAAACCAAAAUCCAAUAAAUGGGAAAUGUUAGCAAUAGCAAAAACCAAAACUAGGCUUAGGUAACACUCUGACAAGCAGUACUGAUUUUUGAUGUCUAGCCAACAAUAUAUAAAUAUAUUGAU
Molecule: messenger RNA, 2657 nt
Organism: Drosophila arizonae
Lineage: Eukaryota; Metazoa; Arthropoda; Insecta; Diptera; Drosophilidae
Gene: mAChR-A
Product: muscarinic Acetylcholine Receptor, A-type
Biological process (GO): chemical synaptic transmission; adenylate cyclase-inhibiting G protein-coupled acetylcholine receptor signaling pathway; G protein-coupled receptor signaling pathway, coupled to cyclic nucleotide second messenger
Cellular component (GO): synapse; dendrite; plasma membrane
Molecular function (GO): G protein-coupled acetylcholine receptor activity; G protein-coupled serotonin receptor activity
Source: RefSeq, a predicted model, not a curated record